UACACAGGGUCAGUAGAAAAGUCAGUCGCAGCGCCAAUGUCGGCGCCGCGACUGACUUUAACUGUUUACAUGAAGUAAAGUAGUAGUGGUGCGUUUCUCACGGUGAGCACACGUGUGUGAAGUCAGUGGGAAAAAUGAAUUCGCGAAAACAACUGAAACGACGAUUUAAUUAUUUGUUGAAAAAUUUAUCAAUUUUGCUGUUGAAUGAGUUAAUAGAAAUGGUAGAAAAUGAGACAACUAAAAAUAAACGACAAUGGGUAAGAAAAUGGAUUGACGAUAGAAACGAAACUGGUGGCUCUGCUUUGUUGCUGAAGCAAUUGCGAUUUGAAGAUCCUGCGGAGUACAAACUGGCUAUGAGGAUGUCACCACAGAAUUUUGACGAAUUGCUGUCAAUGAUAUCGAGCUCUAUUCAACGACAUGAUACAUUCAUGAGAGAUGCUUUACCAGCCAAAAUUAAACUGGAAAUAACGCUGACAUUUUUGGCUUCAGGAAUGUACUAUCGGUUCCUUAGUCACUUUUAUCGUGUCUCAAAACCAGCAAUUUCUAAACUAAUACCAGAAGUGUGUUGGGCAAUAUAUACGGCACUAAAAACACAUAUUAAGAUUCCAGAACGAGAGGAAGAAUGGAAAAUUAUUGAAGGCGGUUUCAAUACCAAGUGGAAUUUCCCUUCGUGUUAUGGAUGA
Maniola jurtina (meadow brown) is the source of this 683-nucleotide messenger RNA. RefSeq lists its product as uncharacterized. The record is from RefSeq and is a predicted model, not a curated record. The transcript has 2 exons. Lineage: Eukaryota; Metazoa; Arthropoda; Insecta; Lepidoptera; Nymphalidae. Bases 135 to 683 code for a protein of 182 amino acids.